UUGUGUGAAAUCGUUGUUCUACAAGAAAUGGCGAGCGCAAGAGGUGUACGAGCUGUUAUUGUCGGAGGAACUGGAGAGUGUGGAAGGCAUAUUUUAGGAGAAAUCAUCUGCUCUCCUGUUUACACUGAAGUGCUAUCGUUGGGCAGAAGAACAACUACUAUUCCUGAUGUUUACAAAGCUACGGAGUCUGACCUCAAAAAGCUGAAACAAGAAAUUGUUGAUUUUGAUUUGGAGAAGUUUACGGUAGAGAACUGGAAAUCAUACUUUGAGGGCAAGGAUGUGCUUUUUGUGGCUCUUGGAAGUAUCUUCGCCGAAGCUAGACGACAGCCUGGCAGGGCAAUAGAUACUUACAGACUCGUUGACUUUCUUUUGGUUGCGCGUUGUGCUGAGAUUGCUAAAGCUGCAGGAGUUCGCCACGUGAGCAUGUUGUCAGUAGAUGGAGCGAAUUCAAGUAGCUGGUUUAGCAUGUUGAAAGUCAAGGGCGAGGCUGAAGAUGCUGUCGAGGCUUUAGGCUUCGAAAGAACAUCACUCUGGAGAAUACAAUCUGUUGACAAAGACCAAAACUCAUUCUUUGAAAAACUUUGCAAAUUCUUCUUUAAGACUGUUCCUGUUGAAGACCUAGGAAGGGCUCUAAGGGAAGAGUCGGAGCAGUAUGCUUUAAGAAAAGCUGAUUUCCCCCCAGUUUCUCGAUAUUCAAUGAGGGAUAUUUUGGAGUUUGUGAGGCAGGCAAAAGAAGCUGAGGCCAAGAAGGGAGGCAAUGGUGCGAUCUCCGAAGGCAAAGAGGCUGGUCAGCAACCAGGUUGUGAUCAAUCAGAUGAAGGAAGUGAUCCACAUGGUGGCGCAACGUAAAGUGGAAAAAACAGCAAACAAGGAGACUAAUCAUCAUCUUAUUGACUGAAGGACUAUAGUGAAUGUCCAUGUAUGCUUGUUGCGUUGUUUGCUGCUGGUUUUAGAAUGGAUUAGAGCAUUGUUGUAUUAUGGCUAAACAAGUAUAUUAUAGCUAACCUGCAUGUUAUUGAGCAUUUCAAUUUCACACA
This is a messenger RNA of Corticium candelabrum, 1037 nucleotides long. RefSeq names its product oxidoreductase HTATIP2-like. The coding region runs from base 28 to 849 and encodes 273 amino acids. Lineage: Eukaryota; Metazoa; Porifera; Homoscleromorpha; Homosclerophorida; Plakinidae. The transcript has 6 exons. Gene Ontology annotation, cellular component: cytoplasm. Gene Ontology annotation, biological process: import into nucleus. The record is from RefSeq and is a predicted model, not a curated record.